AUGCAGAUGCAGUUGCAGUUGAGGGCUGGGGACUGGGGACUGGGAACAGGAGUGCCAAUGACACCGCCAGCCGCAUCCUGUCCGCUGCCACUCACUCAUCCACUCAUCCACUCAGACCUCGAGACGCGACUGAAGGACCUACAGACCCACUUGGAUGUGCAAUUUCUGAAGAUACAAGCGCUUCUCAACAAAACCCUUCACAAAGAUCUUUCCAAAAAGAAUCCCAAAGUUAUACCGCCGAAAUUCGAGCAAAUCGGUUCGAGGUUCUUUUACAUAGAAACAUAUAGUAUUCAAACUUGGACGGAGGCAGCAGCCACGUGUCGUGAAAUGGGUGGCUAUUUGGCGGCAAUCCAAAAUGAAUCGGAGCUUAAUGCCAUCAAAGCCCAACUCAAUCCCAAUUCCUACUACUGGCUUGGCAUCCAUGAUCGGGAAAAAAGCGGCAUCUUUCAAUCACUUGCCUCCGGCUUGCCAGCCAAAUUCUUGAAGUGGCAUCAAGGAUAUCCCAAAAACUAUGAACAGAAGCUGAACUGCGUUUGGAUCUCCAACGGGGAAAUGCAUGACUUUUUUUGCAACUAUAAAACCUAUUUUAUUUGCCAGGCAGACAAUAAAAUAUAGAUCGAAAUUGAAACAAAAU
Messenger RNA from Drosophila elegans, 634 nucleotides. Its product is annotated as C-type lectin 37Db-like. The coding region runs from base 1 to 615 and encodes 204 amino acids. The record is from RefSeq and is a predicted model, not a curated record. NCBI's taxonomy places the organism in Eukaryota, Metazoa, Arthropoda, Insecta, Diptera, Drosophilidae. The transcript is spliced from 2 exons.